Messenger RNA from Xyrichtys novacula (pearly razorfish), 21969 nucleotides. NCBI's taxonomy places the organism in Eukaryota, Metazoa, Chordata, Actinopteri, Labriformes, Labridae. The record is from the annotation of a GenBank genome assembly.
AGUGAGUGUUUGCGUCGGGACGGGGGCACGGAACUGCGGCAGGGUCGACGAAUAAUUGAAGAUGAAGGGAGAAAAUGGAAAUUGAACAGCGGUUUUUAGAAUCUUAGCGGUAGCUCUAUUGCCUGUGGCCUCAUUGAAAGGUGAAUUUUAUAUGAGGCCCUGCGGAGGACGUGUUUUAAUCGCAGUGAGGUAGCGAAUGUAGGAAGAGUUGGGGAGGGCUGUAGCUGCUGGGGUUUUUUUUGGAGAGGGAAAACAACAUGGCGGCGGUGGAGCUCGAAUGGAUCCCAGAAACACUGUACAACACAGCUAUCUCUGCUGUGGUGGACAACUACAGCCGGUCAAGAAGGGACAUACGCUCGCUGCCAGAAAAUAUACAAUUUGAUGUCUAUUAUAAGGUAAGACACAACAGUCAGUGGCUUCAGGUGUAUCCGACAGCAGCUGUUAGGGUUUCUGUAAUCAGCUGCUAACACUGAUGCUAACGUUAGCAAAAUUCUCGUAACGGUGCGCUAACUUAAGGCACUAACUACUCUCUACAAUCACCCUAACGUCCUCUAGCUUACACUGCUUCUUAUAUUUCCAACCUACACAUUUCAAUUACACAAUUUAUUACAGAUCUUUUGUUGAUUCAGCUUGAUGCUUUGAUUCGGCAGCCAGUGGUGUAUCCAAAGGGGUGGCCAGGGAUGCCGUGGUCUCCUAUUGAAAUGUUACUCAAGUCUAACCUCUGGUUUCCCCCCGAAAUCCCCAAGUAUGGUUGAAUGUAUUUAAUCAGAGUCAGGGCUUAUGUUGAGUAAAACAUUUAGACUAUGUUACCUUAGGUUAGUCGUAUUCGUUGCAUUUAUCUAUGUCAUUAAACACAAUUAACCCUUAUACUGUGUUAGUCCUUAGGGUACCUAUACAGAAGCUUUUCAUGAUUUGCAGCUCAGCUGUUCCUUUUGUUAAAUUAGUGCCAGUGAAAAUCUUCAUUCCAGCACUACUCAGCCUGAAACACUUCAUUUUGACUGCUUUACCAGCAAUAUAAUUAUACGUGCUGCCUUUGUAAGUUAUUAAUUUUCUUGUCUUGGUGCAUCAUACGGACACUUUGACUUGGAAACUGUGAAACAUACUGGCCAUGCUGGACAGGAGAAUAAACAUGUAAUUCUUUCCAUUCUUGUUCACUGAGCAAAACGCUUGACAGCUCUUUUCUAUAAAUUGCUUAUUUUCAAUCUGGUCUCUCUACUCUUUCUGUUGUAGGUGGAAUUGAUUCAUAUUCUUGACCUGCAGUAAGAAAGUAGUAUUACGUUUGAUAAUACAUUCAGCCUAAAAGUGAUCUGUAAGUUUAUACCAGAAAGAAAGUGUAGUGUAUCCUAGAAAAUAUGCAAAAACUGUUACACUCAUAAUUCAUCUAUACUUGUGUGUUCCAUCUUUUAAAGGUCAAUUCAGGAAACAACAACAUAAAACAUUGAUUCACUGAUUGUAAAAAUAGGAACUUCACUGGCUUGAUUCUUAUCCUUCAUAUCUGUCUGUAGGGAAUGUUUUUGCCAAUUAGUUUUGUUCCUCCAUUUUUAAGUAGUUUCCAUUAGGCACGUAAACUGACUUGUGUUGAAAGAUCAGAGCUUUGUAUUUGUCAGAGACAGUAAAUAUAAAAAAGAUGAACUUGAAUACAUAAUUCCAUUCCCUAUGACCCACAUAAAAUGGUACAUGAAGCAAAAACAGGGCUCCUUUGAGUACCAGCUGGGCCAUAUCCUGUAUUUUGGAAAUGCUGAGAUCAUAAGUACAGCUCUCUUCAGAUAUUCCAUCUGCUCCUUUGACAUCAUUAUAAAUAAAUGCAUCCAUAUAUGGUUAUAGACACUGUAUGUUUCCAGUUGUCUAGUGGUAUUUGUUAUGUACAGUAGGGUUUAGCUAAGUUAAAUUUCACUGCCUCUAGCAGGAUAGUGUGUCUUCCUGCAGCGUUCAGCUAACUAGUGCCAGCUCUGAUGGCUUGCUUGGUGGAAUCAAUUCUUUGUUCCAUUUUAGUGUGCGCUGUGGGGAUAGAACAAUUGUGUAUUGUGUGAUUAUAAUCUGAGGUAUAAUCACAGUUUCUCAAUUACCACAGUUAUUAUGCAUUAAUUACCUGAGAUUUCACAAUACCGCUCAUAUAUAAAACCACAGAAAUGGUCUUUGGAAAUAUUUAUGUAGUAUACUGCUGCGUUCUGAAACAAAAAUAGCAGUGUAAUAGAAAAAUAGUCGGAACACAGUAGAACACAUCUAGUUUGUUGUUCCACUUAAACUGAGAGCAUUCAUAGUAAUACUGUAUCAUAGAAAAAUAAGAGUAAACAGUCAUUUUCCCAUUGGAUUACAGUCUGAUAGUGAUGAUUAUAUGGGUGGGAAUCACCAGUGGCGCCGUGAUACGGUUUUAUCAUUAUACUUGGGCCAGGAUACGAUAUCAUCGCAAUUUUUAACAUUUUGCAAUACACUGAGUAUUGUGACACAAUACAUUGCGAUUUAUACAAAUUUUUUUCAACUGUUUAGCUAAUUUAACAUUUGUUUUUCCUUUAUGUUUGUCUUAUUUACACAGUGUUUUAUUUUCAAACUUUAUAUGUCAGGUUCAUCUCCUGUUUACAUUCCUAACUGGACAAACAAUUGAUUUUAUUUUUCCAUUGUCAUAGAUUUGGCUUCAUAUUAACAAUGCAUUUGAAAAAAUCAGUACUUGGUCAAUGAGAUGAUACGAUAUAUCACCAGACAAAAUAUUGCGAUGCUCUAUCGAGUUUUUUCUCCCAUCCCUAGAUGAUAAUAUGAAAGUUAAGAGUGGACAGUGGCCCUGAGAAGGCUACAGUGAUGAAGGACAUGACCUCUACACCCAUAUGGGUGAUCAUUGCUCUGGUCACUAGUAGUAAAUCCAAAACCUGAAAAGACAUAGAGUACCUCUCUACAAGCAGUGUUUAUCCAGACACACUAUGACACAGUGUGUCUUUUUCAAAGGAGUGAGUGAGUUCAUAUAGUGAGGGACUAUAUGAACUCACUCACUCCUUUGAAAAAGUCCCUGUCACUGCCUUUAAACUCAGUGAGUUUAUGAGUGAUCGCUUUUGUUCCUGUGGAUGCUUCGGUUUGUUUCUCGCUGUCUUUGGGUCUGAAUGUGAUGAACAAUACUGCCUCCUCUUAAUCCCCCAAAUUGCAGUGUGGUACUUUAAACAGGUGUUUCCAGUUAUUUUGGCCUAGUUCUGUCAUCACACUGAAAAGUGCUGAGACACUUUUAUGUAAUUUUCACUGACAUUUAUGGCAACAGUGGAAGACUUUGUGAAAUGAAAUGCUCCUUUUACCGAGGAGAUGCUGGUUUUCAUGCGUUUAAUUUUGAUUCGUCAAGCCGGUUUGUGUUAAACCAUUUCUUGUUUUCUGGUGGUAAAAACAGUGAUAUUUAUUACGUAAGACUCAAAAAGUCAGCUCCCAGUUUUUUUUCAAAGCCCAAGACGAGCUCGCUCGCCCUCUCUCUGUAUAAAAUUGCAUUUAGCCAGAUGGUUGACAUCAUUAGAAGGUAAAUCAGAGGAGAGUUUGUGUUCUAGUGUACAUACACAUAGGUAGAGUGGGAGGUGAAGUCGGUUACCUUUACUGUGACCCCUGUCAAACAGGAAAUGAGCGUAAGAUGAGCUCACUGAAUGUGUUUCUGACCUACAUUUACCCAUUUCUGUGCGACUGCCACAUGUCUGUCCUGUCAUUGUGAUUAUGAAGGCGUAAGUACAACAGUUGCACCAUACAUGUAACACACAGUUAUGUCACAAAAAUGAAAUACCAGCUCAAUGAAGGCUUUGUUGCAUUCUGUAUUUGAGAUGUUCAUUUGCUCCUUAAAAAGCACUCACAAUGUCCCAGGCUUAACUUUGCAAUUUUUGUCUCUUUAUGGUGUUGUCUUGUUAGGAAGAGAAUCAAUCGAAGCUGUCAGAAUUACAAUCUACUGCUGUAUCCACACGUGCACAGCACUCCUAAAAAGUAGGAUGCACUUAGUUUCCACUCUGACUUAUUCAGCUCCCACUUGGGUGGGGCCAGCGUAUGCAUGCAAGUGUUGGACCCCAUUCACACCUUGUGCUCACAUCAGAUCUAGGUGAUCGGAUUACAAGAGGGGAGACUUAACUGCCGGAGCAAACCAGGGAUGUGUUUUAAGUAAUGGUACAAUGACUCAGAGGUGUUGCAAUGAUAAGAAAUUUGAGGGCAGUUGGAUGGGCGCUUUGUUUUGGCAUGUUCCAGUUGCAAAAGCAGCUGCCAGCUAUAGUGUCGCCAGCCACGCACUGCAGUUAUUUCCUAAUUCAAAAUGGUGAGUUAUAGUUAUAAUAUAAUGAGUGCUGUCCCAAUGCGAUAUUGAUAUCUGAUAUCGGUCCUGUAUCAGCUAAAAAACAAUUAUCGGAUUAUAUUGGCCUUGCCUGCAUCUAAAAUCUCUGAUAUCAGCACUCUGGUACAAGCAGUCCAUUCCAGACUCCACUUCGGCACCUUUAGCAAGCAGCGCCCGGAUCCAGCAUGCUGAAUCCACGUGAUCACAACAACAGUGUGUACUAAGGUACUAACAAAGUAGCAAGGAUUAAGAGUGAUGUUGGCUGUGUGGCAGUAUUUGUUGUUAAAUUCUGAAAACUACAUUGCAUCAAGUGAAAAACUUGUCAUGCAAAAGUUUGUGCCAAUAUUGGAUCAAUAUUGGUUUUGGCCAGUACUGAAGGCUACAAUAUCAGUAUCGUAUCGUAAGUAAAACAGUUGUAUCCAGACACCCCUAAUUAUAAUGAUCUUGUUAUUCGUCUGUAGUUUGUCUUGACUCUCUUCUUCACUCACAGGCCACUGACAUGAGGUUAUGAGUGUAACCAAGACACGCUAUGUCUAUCACUCUGAAAAUUCCUUAAAACUCUUCAUUGUGCUCCUGUAGAGGAUGAUGUUUCAAAAAAAAAAAAAAAAUUUUUUAAAAUAGGAUCCAGUUGGCUUUUUGAUCACAAUGAAACUAAGCUAAAUCUUGUUACAGCUGGGUAUUGACCAGAAUCUCUCAUUUCAAGAUUGUGAUACUUUGGGUCUUAAUUCCAUUCAGUGAUUCAGUAUUAAUCAGUAUCAAUAAUCAGUACGUUUUGAUAUGAAUUCAGUAACAUGCACAGAUGACAAAAAUACACAGAUCAUUAAUGACAGAAUCGUCUAUUAUUUGUUCAAUAGAAAUGUUCAUUUCCUCUCAUUUUUUAAUACUCUGUUGACACAUAGUUUAGUGGUAGUAGUGUUGUUGUAAAGGCAAAAAACUGCCACCACAGAGUUGUGCCAUCGCCUGCCAUCUGUCACAUCUUGUAAAUAUUACUCAGUGAUUACCACAGCGUCCUUUUCACGUCAUGACCUGCCUACUGAGACUCAUGCACCCCAUCAAACAGGGAGGACUUGGUGCUUUGUUGGAAAAAGCAACUCUGGAAAAUUUGUGGAGUCUGGCUGCCCUGAAAUUUUCUAGAUAUUUUCAAGAGCGUAAAAAGGGUGGAGAGGUUAUUGUGAGAGUUGUUGGGUGCUGUCAGAGGCUUUCUAAUGCCAGGCUUGAUAACGUAUUUACAUUGAGUGUCACUGUGUUGCCUUUUAAUAUCAAAGGUUUUAUUAAAAGUUGAAAAAAAAACACCAGUUUGAAACACAAAUAGGGGAAGUGCAGUGUCUGCAUUUUGAAGGAUCUUCUUCAUUAUUUCCAGGAAGUGAGUCUAAAACCAAAGUAAUAUACAAACUAAAAUCUCAGCCAGCAGGUAACUUUGAGUGAAAAGUCUGAAGAUCAAAAACGGUCUGGUAAACCAUCUUGAAAAGAACAGCACGGUAUAUUUGUAAAUGGUUUCUGUAUCAACCUUGAGGUAGUAGAUGAAGACUGAUGGACCACUCAUGUUUUGAAAUAAGCCUUCACCUUUUGAUUCUCAAAAAUGGCUGGCAAGAGAAUUGUCAUAUCAGUUUAUUCAGAAGUCGUUGAGGCCAACAGUCCCCCUCCACAGACAUCACUAUGGAGAGCAACUGAACACAACACCUUCCAGCUGAGUGCAUUUUGAUGACAGGCUAGACAACAGCAGAUUUUUUGUUCUAGCUGAACAACAGGCAGCAUUUUUAAGCUAUCUAAAACAUGAAUAACAAAAUCUAGAUUAUAAAAAGGACUAACUGUCUGCAUGACAAAGAAGACAAGUAUGUGACGUGCAAUUACCUGGUUCAAUAUUUCAACUCCAAUAUACUGUAUAUGUGAAAGAUCUUUCGACACUGGAGAUGGUCCACAUUACGCUCCUGCUAACAGAAGCUUUGAAAUGUUAUCAUCAUCAGUGAGUGUCCAUCCUCACCUCAUCUCUUCAUCUCUGUGUGUCUUUCAGCUUUACCAGCAGGGCCGGCUCUGUCAGCUGGGAGGAGAGUUCUGUGAGCUGGAGGUGUUUGCUAAAGUGCUGCGGGCUUCAGACAAAAGGUAAGUACACAAUGAAACUCUACCUGAAACCUUACACCAGCCUCUCAUUGGUGGCCUUCCACGGGGGGUUUGGAUACUGUACACACUUAUUUCAGUUUAUUAUAUGAGUGUAGGGCUGGGCGAUAAACCGAAAAUUUACGAUACUGAAAGAGGGAAAGACAGGUGAGGAGAUGGAGGACGGUUCAAAAGUUGUAGCGACUGGAGCGGCGGCUGAAGUAGAUGAAGUUAAUGUUGGAGGGGGUGAACAGCUUGUGGAGUAGUUAUCAUCCAUUUAUCAUUAUCAAGGUGAACUGCUCAAUGUAUUAUGAUAUUGACUUGGGGCCAUAUUGCCCAGCCCUAUACGAGCAUGUUAAACAUUGUGGCCUGCAAGCUUGAUUUAAUGAACAGCGGGUGCUAGUGUUUCAUAUGGUUUACUUUAUGUACGGUCCUAAGCCACCACGUUUUUUAAGGCUUCAUCAGACCUAGAUCACCAGGAGGCACACUGCAGUGUAGAUAUGGACACUGAUGCCAUCCUAUUACUUCCUGCAUUUGGAUCAGCUUUGGGAUUGAACCAAAUGAAGUAGCCAGUCAGGAGGAGAGUCACGGUGUAUUUAUUCUCCUCUUUAACCUCAACUACAAUAUGAAAUGCGUGGAGGUCUGAAGGUGGAGCAAAGCUGUUUCACCUCUGACUGGCCCUACGAGGCAGAACAGGGAUUAAAAUAAAAGGAAGAUGGAGGUGUCAGAGCCAGCAGGGUGGAGCAGUGCUGUGUUUAUUCAAAUGUUUGUGUGUGGUUAAUAGAGGUGCAACAGAUCACAAAUCUGUCAGUUCAGAUUGGUUUAAGGUUGAAGGACUUGUUUCAGUUCAUUGAUCGACCAAAAUGAGAGAUUUCUGUAAACUCCUGUAAGCCAUGACUCUAACUUUGGAUUUCAAGAAACAAGAAAUCACUGGGCAGUCACAGAUGCUCUUAUUGACUCACUAUUUAACAAGAGUGUUGAAAAUCAUACUCAACAAAGAGAGUCACUUUGCUCUUAGAUUAAACUAUUUCAAACUUUAACCUAAUAUAAAAGGUAGAUCACUUGACCCAAAUCAAGAAACAACUCAGCAUCUAGUCAUCUCCUGUGAGUGUGAGUCUGUGUGUGUGUGAUCCAGCUGUGUGGUCUGUGGGUCAUGUGAAGUGUCAUUGUACCUGUUCUGUAUCUCAGUGAAUUAGGUGCCUGUUUACUCCUUAUGCUUGGAGACUUUUGACAAACGUAAUAUUUGUUGAGUGCUGCUUUGUCUCUGCCUGCCAGCUCAGAGGAUCCACACAUUGCAGUGUAUGUUUAUACCAGUGAAGAGUGGAGCUGUCUGUUUAAGUUCUUCAACAAUAAAUGUCUACAUGUCGGCAUGCUGGGAAAGCUUUUUAUGCAGACUUUGUAAUGAACUCACACUGUUGUGGGGUUAAAUGUGUAAGGUAUAAUGCAUAAUGAUGGCAGAAUUGCAGUUUACAAGAGGCUGGAAACUCGAUGGGAGAAAAUAUUUGAGUCUGGGAUUAGUAGACAUAGUUUGCUCUUGAAUGCGAGAGAAGUUGAUUGCAAAAACAGAGCUCCUCAUCAAGGAUGGACUGGCCGCUGCGUGGUCAUUGUUUCUGUGAGCAGAUAAGAUUAGUAUACCUCCGAUAUCUGGAUAUCCCGUUAAUAAACAGAGUGAUAGAGAGAAAAUUGGCUUUUAAAUCUUUACCCUGCACUGCUGAAAGAGAAAACAGGUCGUUAGUUUCCAUGCAAAAAAAUCCAGGUACUGAUCACAGCUUACAGGUCACCAUACUGCUGGCUAGCAACAGUAACAGGAAAGUCGAUCCACACGCUAUUCCUGUUAAAACCAUAUAAAUGAAGGUGUUCGGUACAUGAUAGUGUUUUGUUUAUCAAAAUGAAAAGUUAAACUUCAGGAGUUUUGCUCGACAGGAAUAAACACAUGAUCCUCCACUUAAACUCAACAUUUAAAAUCAUGUUCUUGUUAGAAUACUGCUUUACAUUUCAAACCACGAUUGAUGAUCCUCCAGAAGUGUCAUUUGUGUCCUCCUGUAUAUUGUUGUGGUCUGCAGAGAAGACAGUAACAGUAAACACUGGCGUUAUCUUUCACUCAGGAACGUUUAAUCUGUGAUGUCACUGUUAAGGACUGGCGACUGUAGGCUCAAACAUGACCACAAAUAUUUAAUGAUUACUUUUAAAAAACCACUCGAUGCAUUCCUCUGACAUAAGCCUCCCCUCUGUCCUCUCCUUUGCAGACACCUCCUGCACCACUGCUUUCAGGCCUUGAUGGACCAUGGUGUGAAAGUGGCCUCAGUCCUGGCAAACUCCUUCAGCCGCAGAUGCUCAUACAUCGCAGAGUCAGAUGCCCACGUCAAAGAGAAGGCCAUCCAGUUUGGUUUUGUGCUAGGUAAGUUAUAGGGAAGGAGGAUGAGAGUCUCAUACAUACUUAGUGAAAGAGAAACAGUGGAGACGCUGUUCAUGCCACUGAUUAGGAAAAUUACAUCAGCGAUCAGAGAUAAGCCAGUUGAUUGUGUGUGGUCUACAUUGAUUUUCAAGGUUUAACUGCGUCCAAUUCAUUAUUAUUAUUAACUACAUGCUUUAGUCAGAUGGAACGAUACGCUCACUGAUGCUCGGUUCAUUGGAGGAUUUUUUCUUCAUGAACACUGUUUUUGUUUGAGCAUUACAUAACACACUGUGUCAUACAAAUUACUCGCUGUGCUUCUAUGCUUCAUUCUUUGAUUGGUUUACUUCCUUUUUAAAUAAAAAAAAUAUUCUUUUAAUAAUGAAUGGAUGGAAAAUGCAUCAUAACAACAGCUGUGUAGUAGCAAUGUCCUUGUGGUCCAUCUUUCUUCAAACAGAUUAUCUAUUUAUUUAACAAUUGACAAGAACAAUGCCAAUCUUUUAUGGAUUCAAAAGAAAACUAUGAGGAUGAAGGUCAAAUAUCCUUUAGUGAGCGGCCCAAAUAUUGUCUGUGUGAGGGAAACACUGGCAGCGCAAACUGGACUGCAAACUCUUGAUCUCUUUCUGCUAGGGAUGUGCGCGGUUAUUUGGAUAUUUGUGUAAACAGGGCUGUCCCUGCUAUCCGUUAAGUAAAUAAUAUUCGUUUAUUCUAUUAAAAAAAAAAAAAAAAGGGAAAAAAACAGAAAAAAGCGAAAAUAUAAAUGUGUGGAUAAUUUGCGUGCGACUCUUUCUGCCUGGCUCGCUGCUCUGGGCUCGCAGCGCUGGCCUGCAGCAUCCAUGGCAUCGUGGGUUAACUUCCUCAGAGCGAAUCAACACAUGCGAUCAGCCAGAGCGAUGUCAGUGAGAAAAAGAGCAAAGUUUAAGUCUAGUUUAGAAAAUAAACGUUGUUGAACGUGAUGUUGUCUGACUCGAAAGACUCUUCAUUUUGUGCUUAAGGUGUGAGGCAGGCCGAUGACGCAGCAGGCUGCUUGGCUUGAGCGCAGCAUGACAUACUUUAUGUCAUUCUCCAGCGCUAAAAUAAGAUUCUGUAACAUAUUUUAAUACUAAAAGCAUGGCUUUUAUGUACUCUUGAUAUUUAUUUCAGAUGAUAUCUGGCCAUAUAGAUCGACAUGUGCUCAAUUUGGGCUAUUUUCUGGGAGUUAAUUAAUUUUCGUGUAUUCGAAUAUUCGGUUUCAAAAUGGUCGUUUAAACGUCAGUGAAAUUAACCGCUGGGAACAUCCCUAGUUUCUGCCGUGUCAGUACACCUUCACUUAGCUAAAGACAUAAAAGAGUCAAGACACCCAACAAAAGAAGUCAAAGGCAGACACUGCCCUCCUCCCCUCCCUUCACCAAAUUCUUCUUACCUGAUUGGACACUCAGAUAUGUGCUGCUCCCAAACCAGGAUCUUGGCAAAAUUAUUAUAAUUUUUUCUUUUUCACCCAAAAAAUGAACCCAUAGUCUCUCUGCAGUAAAACCCGUCUGGUUUGAAAACAGUCAUGGAAACUGAUGUGUCGUCUUUUGUUUCCAGGUGGCUUUCUGUCUGAUGCAGGCUGGUAUGGAGAUGCAGAGAAAGUGUUUUUGUCGUGCCUGCAGCUGUGCACGCUCCACAGUGAGGUGCUCCACUGCUUCAGAGCUGUGGAGUGCUGUGUCAGGUCAGUCACAAAACUUUGCUUGCGUGGAAAUAUAGUGUAUUUAAUUUGCAUAUUUGAAAGCAUUAUAUUUAUCAUUAAAAGAAAUCGCAUUAGGAAACUAGGAAUGAAGAAUGUAAGCAUGACUCUUGUGGGUUUUUAGACAAAAAAUAAGUGAAGGCCUCCAUGGCAUUUAGUCAGUAAAUUACAGAAGACACACCUGACAUUUUUUGUCUCUCUUCUCUACAGGCUGCUUCAUGUCCGCAAUGGGAACUGUAAGUACCACCUGGGGGAGGAGACCUUCAAGCUCGCUCAGUCUUACAUGGACAAACUAGCCAAACAUGGCCACCAGGCCAACAAGGCAGCGCUUUACGGCGAGCUCUGUGCCUUGCUCUUCGCCAAAAGCCACUAUGAUGAGGUACAUUUGUUACAUCACCUGUGGAUGUUAUAUAUACAUAUAUAUAUAUAUAUAUAUGUUGUGAUGAAAUGCCCUAAAGGAAGAGUGAAUCAGUGCCUACCCUGACUUGGUUUCUUAGUGUAAUGUCACACUUUAAAGAUCUUUAAAAUCCCAACAACCUUUACACAAAAAGGUACAGAAUAAUUAAGCCAUUUUUGACUCAGAUAUAAACCCUUUAAACACACACGUGCUCCUAAUAUGUUGUAGAAGUGUUUAGGAAUCAGCCCUUACAUUUUCCAAAGCUGUUCAAUCACAUGUUUCUCACUGUUCCUAAUUUGAUUAAGUUUUGUUGGUGGUAAGCAGGACAUGACAUUAAAUGCUGACUGUGAAAGUCAGAUUCACAACUUGAAUGUUUCUGAAUAUUUGCUGUGGCACUUUUACUAUAUUGGCACAGAAUGCUUACCCUGUAAAAUUUCAGGAAGCUUUUGGUUUUUUUUUGUCUGGUAGCUACUAAACUAUGGUCAUAGAUUUGCAGGUGGUUAGUUUCCUUUAAAUCAAUAUGAAAAUGGACUUUGCAAAUGCAGUCCCCUGACAGAUCCAUUUACAGUGCUGUUUAAGAGCAUUGUGCUCCUGUUGGGUAAUGAUCCUGCCAGGCAUGGGUUGAGACUCUUUUCUCUGUAUUUUCAGGCAUACAGGUGGUGUAUAGAGGCUAUGAAGGAAAUUACUCCAGGGCUGCCUGUCAAAGUAGUGGUUGAUGUCCUCCGACAAGCCUCAAAGGUAACGAAAAUCACACAAUUUUAGCAGUUUUUAUAUGGGAUCUGCAGGAAACAAAUACAGAAUGUCUUCAUGAGGAUGUCCUUCCAACAGAUAAUUGUGUGAUCUGUGAUUUCAUUUUUUCUUCUGCAGGCCUGCGUGGUGAAGCGAGAGUUCCGAAAAGCAGAGCAGCUGAUCAAACAUGCAGUGUUUCUAGCAAGGUAGCAUGCUGUGUUUUUAGGACUCACUAUUUCUCCUAUUCCUCUUGUUGUCAUGAAUUCUGAUCGAGUGUUUUGUAUCUUCCAGAGAACAUUUUGGACACAAGCAUCCCAAGUACUCAGACACGCUGCUAGAUUAUGGAUUUUACUUAUUAAAUGUAGAUAACAUAUGCCAAUCAGUCGCUAUUUACCAGGUAUGUAGAGUGAUUUUAGACAUUUGAGCUUUCAAUUCCUGUUUUUAUAAAACCUCAGGGUGAGAUAUUGUCAGUGUAAAACUAAUAAAAAGUCUUUUUUUCCCAUAAAUUUCAGACAGCACUGGACAUCCGACAGUCUGUGUUUGGGGGAAAGAACAUUCAUGUCGCCACUGCCCAUGAAGACCUGGCCUACUCCUCCUACGUGCACCAGUACAGCUCUGGGAAAUUUGACAACGCUCUGUGAGUACAAUGAAUCUUACAAACUCUGAACUAUUUCUGGACCAGCAGCUAAUUUCAUUAGACAUAAAGCACAAGACUGUGACUCUCCACUGGGCUAGUCUGUGUUCUCUUAUUCCCUGUAAUGGCCGUUAUGCUAUGUAGCUGCAGGCUCUUUCAUUCACUAAAAUGUAUCCACUAUUUUCGACACAGUGACACAGCACAGUAACAGAUACAUAAGUAUAAAGGUUAGAAAUGAAUGAACAAAAUUGAUUUGAGAGUAAAAUGUAAAUUUGCAAGUACAAAUUAGAAAAUGUUAUCAAGAGAUUGAAAAUGUCGAGUGCAAAAGAGAAUUGAAAAAUAAUGAGACUGAGGUGCGAGUGUCAAGUGAGGGAAGAAAAAUGUAGUUAGGGGUGGAAAUCGUUAGUUAAUGUGAUUCAACAUGACAUGAUAUAUUGCGACACAGUUAAUACAGUCAAUUACACCAUAACACAGUAAUGAUAACAUCACGACUCAGUGAUUCUGUGAUAGCCAUGAGAUGCAAGACAGUCAUAUGAUAAUGACACCAUAACAUCUGAUUGGCUGAAGGAAAGGAGAUUCCCCUAAGAAGGAAACGUGCAGAAUAAGUGUUUGAAUUAGCUGUAUUUUGGUUUGUUCUCACUGAAAUGAUGAAACUGUGUUUUGAGUUUGUAAAUAAAAUUUGUUGCUCUAGUGAAACAGUCAAAAGACUGUAAAAUUACCUGUUUUGAAAAUAGCAUUUUUAAAUUUUGUGCUUCAGCCCCUACUUUACGGGUGCUGGUAUAAUGCUGCGUUCGAGUUACCUGGGAAGUCAGAAGUCCAAGCUGAAAAUGACGUCACUCCCUAGUUACCAGCGUUUCAGUUACCAAGGCAGAAAAAAGCAAAAUCAGAAGCGGAAACAAGAUGGCUGCAUCUACAACAGUUAGCUAGCGCUUGCCUUGUUCGAAUAUUAGGCAAGCACUAACUAACUUUCGUAGAUGUAGCCAUCUUGUUUCCGCUUCUGAUUAUGCUUUUUUCCGACCAGCUUUUCCUUGGGUGUGACGUCAUUUUCAGCUCCGACAUCUGACUUCUUAGGUAACUGAAACGCACCAAAAGUCUCUGUAGUUUGUUGCAACUAGGAAUGCAUUUUUCAUACAUGUACAAAAUAGGCGGCAGUAGUCACAUCAUACUUUGUGUCAUGUGAAGUCCACCCACCUUAUCGCAGGUGGUUGAAACGCUCUACAGACUCAGAUGGAUCCUCCACCUUUCCCGAUAUUUCAGCACAAGAAUAGCUUUUUUGUUCUGGUAUUCAGUUUAAAGUUACACCCGUCAGCUCCUUCUUCCAGCUUACCAAUGUUAUUGUACUGUCAGUUUCACAUUAAAUUGGCUUCUGUUUGCAAAGGCCACCUUUUUUGUGGGUCUCUGGUCAUGAAGUAGUACUGGAGCUCUGUGCUGUUUAAUCAAAAUAUCCAUAACUGUGUUCCAUUUUUAAUGAUUAGGGUUGAAAUGUGAAAAGAUCUGAGUACAAAGUCGAAACGACCAAAAUAAGCUGAAGAAAUGGAAAAUAAAAAUUAAAAGAUGAAAGUUAAUGUUGGUGCCCCGGGUAACGAAUCCAAAAUUUUAAUCAAUUCUUUGUACCUCUGGCUGGAUUAACCUUGCCCAUGUUGGUAAUUUCAGUUUUAUGUAAUCAGUUAAAAUGGUUUUUGCUUUUUGUUUGUUUCAAUUACUUUAUGAUCAUAAAAAAAAGAGAGGCGCUAUUUUAGUAAAAGAAAAAUCUUUGAGCGUCUUUAAGGUACAGACCUUGUCAAUGAACCAUCGGGGAGGAAAACAACAAAAAACGUCCAACAAAAUAACAGUUCUUUGUAAUCAAGGGAAGUGUCAAACUCCUUGUGAUAUUGAUCGCUCUAAUCUCGCUCUUCGCUUCAAAACAGCACUCUUCAGCGGAAACACUUUUCCUUUCUUAGAAAUGUUUAUCCUGAAUGAAAUGAAUUUCUUGCCAAGUGUAAGUUGGAUUACAGUUUGGCUGAGCUGCUGUUUCUGUCCCGCAGAUUCCAUGCAGAACGUGCCAUAGACAUCAUCACUCACAUUCUGCCUGAGGACCAUCUGCUGCUGGCCUCCUCUAAGAGAGUCAAAGGUAAGACACGUUUCUAAAGACAGUGCCAACUGUGUGAAGGGUUCAGUGGGGAAUAUUUGGCAGGCACUCUCUACCUAAAAGAGUCGCUCGACAUUAAUUUUAUGUAACCUUUAUAACUUCCUGUUACAAAACAUUUUGGAAUUGUUCCACUAGAUUGCUUCACUGUGCGUAAAUAAUCAAUAAUGGUUGCAACACAAUCCAAGCAUGUCAACCAAAAUGGCUUUUUUGGUACCAGCAGACUCUGCUUGUUGUUGUCCAAACAGUGAGCAGGUGGUCAGGCACUGGUAUAAAGGCUGGUACAAAUGACAUGAUGGGGGCUUGACUAAGGUCUAAAAUUGGCUUCAUCUUUGUUCAGCUCUAAUCCUGGAGGAAAUUGCCAUUGACUGCCACAAUAAGGAGACAGAGGAACGCCUCCUUCAGGAGGCCCACGACCUCCACCUCUCCUCUCUGCAGCUCGCAAAGAAGGCCUUUGGAGAGUUCAACGUACAGACAGCAAAACACUACGGCAACCUCGGCCGACUCUACCAGUCCAUGAGGAAGUUUAAGGUACGAAAGGGUGAUCUGUCAUCUGUCUCUUUUGGUUUAUAUCAUGACGUGAUUCCAGUACUGUAAAUUAGAUUACAUUAUCCAAAAUGUUGGUGUCAGCCUUUACAAGCUAAAAGAGUUCAUCCUUAUAAGCAGAAAUAAGGAGGGGCAAAACAAGAGUUCUUUAAUGUCACAAGUUUAAUCAUACAUCUCAAGAACUGUCAUUCUGCCAUCUGACAGAAGCAAAAGUCGCUGAGACGUUCGAUUGAAAAAGUCUUGAUACCAUAAAAACCUGCCAGAAGCCUCCACUUCAGUCUUUUCAUGACAUACUAAAAAAUAAAGCCUCAACCAUAUUUCUGCAAACGCCUAACAUUUCUACAAAUUGAGAAGGAAUAUAUUCCAUGACAAUCAAAUGUUGUCUCGUGCUGCCAAGAAGAUGAUACCUUAGAGAGAUAAUCUACUUCAUUUCACUGUCAUGAGGAACUUUUUGUCUUGCGUGUGAUCCUGGUCUCUGUCUUUGUGUUUGAUUUUUGUCUGUUUUUCGGGGCGCCCUCGUAUUCAGGAGGCAGAGGAGAUGCACAUCAAAGCCAUCCAGAUCAAGGAGCAGCUCCUGGGUCACGAGGACUACGAGGUGGCUCUGUCCGUGGGCCACCUGGCCUCCCUCUACAACUACGACAUGAACCAGUAUGACGAUGCAGAGAGGCUCUACCUGCGCUCCAUCGCAAUUGGUCAGACACAGGGAUUACUUAUGCUUUGUCUGGUCUAUAUGGAAUAAAUACUCAGAUUAUGUUCUCUUUACUUUAAGCAGGUUUUGUUACAGAAUACAGCUAAUUCUUCCAAAAGUAAACCUGUUUCUAGAUACCAGGAAGUCUGUGAGAAAUCCUCUGAGAGCUGACUAACCUUCAAACAUUUCCUGUUUCGCGUGUAGUCCCAAAUUCUUCCCUUGUCUGCAAGUAAAAACACAGCACUGAGCAAAAGAUGGAAGCUGAGUCAGACCUUUGUGCCUUGUUGAUUCUAGCUUGUAAUAAUCAGUGUCUGACCAAAGCAGAUUCAGAGGCAGCCUUGUCCAGGUGCAUGCAUAUAGAGGGUAUGAACCAUUACCUUUAUAAAACAUAGCCUCAGACAUUACUCACAAGUGGUCUGUCAUUCAAAGCACUUGUGCCCUAAUCUGAACAUCCUGAAGAUUGAGUUAAAUAUAAAAAAUUACCACCCUAUAAUGUGUGCAGAUGACGAAAUUAGUAUUCACUUUUGAGGUUGUGAAUGUGUUUAUUCUUGUUGUAUAUUUGCUUUUUUGAAUGAAUCUGAAAGUGGCCUCUGGGGCUUUCGCAGACCAGCAAACAGCAUGAAGUACCACACUCACAACCGCGAGAGAUUUCUGACUGAAAAACUAUGAAGCAAGAUGAAAGAGAAAAAUCUGACCUGAGGAUUUUUCCAGUGUCACAAAGGUGUCUCUUUACUAAGAUACUAGAGUGCCAUGCUAACCCAGCUGGUUCAGCUUUUAAAAGGCUGUAAAGGACUGGUCUUCCAAUAAUUAUGAUAUGACAGUAUUGUCUGUGAGCAAUUUACAUUUUAAGCUAAACUGUUUGUACUUGAAAACUUCAAUAUAACAUUGACAGUGCUGCAGGAUGAAGCUGUGCAGUUACAGUUACUCAUACUAUAUGCAUCACUUUAAAGAGACUCCACAUUCAGUUGGUUAUAAAUAUCAUCUGAUUCCCCUCCAGUCUCUUGACUGACAUUUUUACCCGUUUGCUUAAAAUAAACACUUAAAAUUCUUGCAGAUUAUCCAAACAGUGAAUGAUAACAGCUCCUUAAGCAGACGUUUUCUCAGUACCUGCUGUUAUACAGUAAAGUUGAGUUUGAGAGCUGUACUGCGUGUAGCUGUUGGAUUAAAGGUGAAGGAGAGGCGACAACUGCCUAUUAAAGGGUAACAUUGCUGUCUGUCAUUGUUGUAAUGCAAUAAUAGUAUAUACUGUAAAUUGAACUCUCUUUUCUUGUCUUAUAAAUCAGGUGUAUACAUAAAAGUCAGGAAAUCUUUACCCAGCUAUAGUGAACCUCAGUUGUAUUAAGGCAGAGCACUGAAAACAAAGCACGCAAAAUUAGCUUAUUUUAUGUCCUAAAAUCAACAUUAACAAUAAACCCAUUUGGGCUCAAAAGAAUUGGUUGACCUUGACUGUGGUUGCAUGAUUGCUGACAUGGCAUGUGAUGUUUCCUGUCUCCUCACAGGUAAAAAGCUAUUUGGGGAGGGCUACAGCGGGCUGGAGUACGACUACAGGGGCCUCAUCAAACUCUACAACUCAGUGGGAAACUACGAGAAGGUUUUUGAAUACCACAACGUACUUUCCAACUGGAACCGACUGAGGGACCGGCAGUUUGCUGUGGCAGACGCCCUGGAGGAUGUCAACACUACACCACAGCAAACCCAGGAGGUGGUACAAGCUUUCUUACUGGCUCAGAGCCUGGGCCCUACCCGCCCCUGUCUCGGCUGAUUUUAUGAGGGAAGAGAGGAACAUUAAAAAAAAAAAACACACACACAGGGGCUCUGAGGAGGACAGUGAUGAGCCUAAAUGUGAUGCUCCAGUUGCACACAGUAAAUAAGUAACACAGUUAAUACAAGGAUCACCCUCAAGUCAGCUGCCAGUACACACACAGACACACACACACAGACAUACACACACAUUUAGUUGUGGAUUUUAAAGCUAGAGAAGACACCGCUAUUGAACCUCAUCAACACCCUCAUGAACCACCAAGAUGCGACUGCUGACUGGACGCCGCUUCACCCCACAGAGCAGACUGAUGCAUUUCUCUAAGAGAAAAAGGAAAAAACGACUGAGGGGGGGGUAUCAGAAAAAAGAAAAGAAACCUCAAAACGUCCUGUAAGGAUGACUUAUGACCUCUCCUCUUCUUGUGUCUCGCUCGCCUUUUUCUUUCAGUUUGGUUUAUUUUAUUUUUAUUUUUAUUUUUAUUUUUUGGGGGGGAGGGGAGGGGGGGCUUUUUUAUUUGGACCAGUGUAGCUCUGAAUGCCAUGAGACUCAUCGCAGAUCUAAACCAUGUUCUCCAGGGCUCCGUACACAACAGUAUCUGAACCACACGCGUCUGUGAAAAACAUCUCAACCUGCAUCCAUCAGCGUCAUCACUAUGUGGAUCAGAGAUGGAAAAUGUUGGAUAUUUUUUGACACUUGUACAGUGAAACAGUACAGUAGAUUGUACACUUCAGUUUCAAGUGAAGGCUUCUUUUUUUCUUUGCAAAGGAAUGAAAGAGUACUCUAAGAAAACUUCUCAGUGGAGAGAUUACAAAUAGAGGAAUGUGCUGAACCAGUGGGUUUAUUGUUACACACACACAUUACAUUUUAUUUUAUCUCUUUUUCCAGCAUAGUACUGAUCUAGAAUAAUUAAAAAUGCCAAUAAUUUAUAUGCAAAAGUGUAUGUUAUGUAGCCCUUUUGUUUAUGCUUUCUUACUGAGUGGGCCACGAACGCUGAAGAAGCUGAACAACACUAUCACAAUAAAACAAGGAGGGGAAGAGGAAGAUACCACAUGCUCAGAGGUCAUAGUUUUGUUUUUCUCGUCUUUUAGGGGAAUUCUGGUAUUUAAACUUGGGCCUUGCCAUUACUUAGUUCCAAGUUCAGAAGAGGGGAGUUGCUGAAUUAGAUUGCUUCAGCUCACAGCCUGGAGGCAGCAUUGUAAACUUUUUAGAAAAAUGCACCUCAUUUUAGUAUAUCUGGUAUUAUUGUUUCCCUGGCUGACAAAUGCAGAUUUUGUUCAGCUGAUUCAAAUUUCAUUCAGUGGAAACAAUAUAGAUUGGUUUCCUUAAAGGUUUUUUUUUUUAAACAAAUACAGGUGAAAUUUCUCUCCCAGUAGCUACCAGGCCUCAUUGACUGAAGAAGCACUCUAACUUUUGCAAAACAUGAACCUCCUGGUCUACUUCUGCUUCAGUCAGUCAGUCAGCUUUUAUACUGUUGUGUCCUAAAAAGCGUUGCUUGAAUCUUGUUGAACUAUACAAAACACCUCAGUUAAUCGAUAACAAGCAAAGCAGCUAAUAAUAGGAGCAGAGGACCAGCAGCUCCUGUGUUUUGUGAGGUAAAAAUACAUUUGAGGCUCUCACACAUGUGCAUAAAGCUCCUGAAAAAUGUCCCGACUUUAUUCAGGUCGUUUGCAGUCAGCCUCCUUGCAAAAGUUGAUGAGGGUUUUUUCUGUUUCCUCUCCUCUACUGCGAUGAUAUGGAAGAAAUCGCUUCACUCGUCUUCUGGGCUGUCAAUUGUGAUAUCAAAUGAGUUGAUUAGAAAUAAACUCAGAAAAAAUGACUCUUGUACUUACACUUAGCAUGAAUUUGAACCAACCUUGAAGCUAACAGAAAACACCUUUCAAAAUGAUAUUUUUCAUUCUACCCAUCUGUUAACAUGGAGAGGUUAGUGGGCUUUGUAACUGGUCAGGCAGCUGGACACUAGGGGGAGCUGUAAAUGUGAACUAAAGGAGCAGUUGAUUUGUCAUUCACAGUCAGUGGUUGCAACAACUGGCUAAAGUAAUCUAUGAUGGUGAAUCCAAAACUUUUACGUUUUGACUUUGAAGGAUACAAAAUUAUAAACCCAAGUUUAAAAACUGCAGAAUUCCCCUUUAAAGACGACUUGUAUGUGUGAGUGAGAGUAAACACAGAUAAAACUCUGGGUGCCCGAGUGCUCCACUGAUAAUGAUCAGCCUUACACCAGCCUGCAGUUAUCUGUCUGUAGACGGACCCAUAUUUCUAAGUGCUAAUUAAACUGUUAAACCCUUAAGGGCACUGCAAUGGGGACCAAUAUUGUAUAUUUGAGUGUGUGAGUGUGAAUGUUAGUCUGUCAAACGUGUGCAUCUGGUAUUUUCCUCUCCACUCCUCCUUGUAAGAUGUCCCGUCAGAGCAAGGAUCUAGAUAUUUCCGCUUUUACUGGACUUUGUUUUUCCAUCCCCUCCAUCAGAUUGAAUGUUUCUUUGCCAGAUCUCAUCAGGCGUUUCUCUAAAGAGCUGCAUGUCACCACAAUGAACCUGUAACGUGUGUUUUAGAGUUUGAAUACUCUGAUUCUUACUGAGCAAAGAUAAUGUUUCACUGACAGCUUUUGGUCUCUGUACUCUACACAUUUCAGGGAUAAGAUCACUUGAAUUACAAGAUAUCUUUUCUGAACUUUAGACUUUAUUUUCUUUUGAAUAUUACCAAAUGAAGAGUCUGAGAAGUAACAUUUUCAAGUUUUACACAAACACCAAAAAUCACAAACACAGGACCUAAAAAAUAAACUUAACAUGUAACCUCAAAUAUAUUUUUGACUGUUUUGAAUUGACUCACAUAUUUUAGUUUUACAAGAGUGAAAAUUAUGCCAAAGAAUCCAAGUAGAAGGAUGCAGUAUUUGGAUAUCAUACAAAAACAGUAAUAUUAGUAUGCUACAUAGUUUAUCCUCAUUCAUUUCAAGAGUUUUAAACAACCAUGAAGAGGUGAAAAUACACAGUAUAGUAAAAAAUACACAGUUUAAUGAAGUGGGUCAAUGAUCCUUGAAUUUUCUACCUUGCUAGGGCCCAGAACCAAAGUUUGGGCACCUUGCUCCAGUUUUGCAGAUACUCCAGGUUCAAUCUGUGAGCUUUGAUCUUAUUUGGUAAAAUAGCCCUUAAGAAAACUUGGACAAGGAUUGCUGUUGCCCUGUUGAUUUUUUUUUCAAAAAUUGUAUUUGCAGCGUUUCCCGAAGCAGCAAAGAUGUCAGAGGGCGUUUUUGACCUUGAAGAGUUGAGCACAUAAAUUUAGGUGUGAUAUGCAGCUCUGUAGAGAAACUGCUGAGAGUUUGCUCUGAUGUGAAAUGUAAAAACAGAGUCUGGCUUCAAAAUAAGUUGAAGGAAUAACCUGCAACACCUCUGGAAAUGCAAUGCCUUCGAGAAGCCUCCCACUGUUGUUUCUGUUGAUUUAAAGUGAAUGAGGAAAACGAGCUUUGCCUUGCUGAUGCUUCAGUGCUGUCGGACGUCUCCCUCUCUAGCAGUGGUGUGAGUGGCUCUAGAUGAGGAGGUCCAGCCUUAGCCCCCCCUUACACGGACGCUCAGCGACACUCUUGGUGCUUUGGCUUCAACAGGCACACCCUCCCACCCCUCCCCAUCCUCCUCCAGAGCAGUUUUUCUAGGCAUACUAGGAAGUGAAUGUUAUGAUCCUUAUUCUAAAAGAAAACUGAUAAACAAAAAUGCUUGUGCUCUUUUCCUACGGUAAUUGCAGAAUUUAAGAAGAAAAAAAAAAUCUUUAAGAUGCUCCUGCACUGAAGUUUAUUUAAAGGACACACCCCAACCUGCUGCAAUGCAUUAUGGCCUGUUAGGGCUACUGUCUUUUAAGCGUUUUCUGCUCCCUCUGCAAUAGAACCACCACUGAAAGCUAGAGUGAUCGCUCUUUUCUAUGGGUUUCUCUGUUUAGAAAAUAAGAGAAACCUUCAUUCAAACUGAAUGUUUUUGUCAAAGGAGUUUGGUGGCAUCACAGCCAAGCAAUAUCUGUUUUUGGUUGAGUGAAAACAAACUUUCUGUAAUGUUGUAAUGAAGGCAGAAUAACGAUAUACCAGCAAAAAGAAGAGAUCUUUCAAGACAUACUUAAAAUAAAUGGAUGCACUCGCCCAGAGUGAUUCUGUUGCAGCUAUUACAGCCCCUUUUACAGCAGGUUGAAAUAAGCCACUGGAGCGCCCCCAAAACAGUAACCCAGAGUUACAUGAAGUACCUAAAAAUGUCCUUUAUUUAAAGUCAGUGUUGGAGUAUUUUAGGGUGUUUUUUUUUAUUCUUUUAACGAUAACCCUCAGAGGCCAGCUGACUGAAGGAAUGUAAGGCACAAGGCUGGUAACACCGCCAGGUUGUCUUUGUGUUCAAUUGAAAUCUGAAAGGGAAAAUCCACAGUGUCCAUGCCGGAGGGGUCGGGGGGGUCAAAGGUCAAGGGCUUGAUGAGAAAAGAAAGUAUGAAGUCUAAGAUAUUGAAAAAAAAAAAAAGCUGUGAUCUCUCCAACAGCCCUGUUUUUACUGUCUGAGAGUUUCUGAUGAUAGACACCAAAUGUGAUGAGGGGAUGUUUUCACUGUUGUCCUGUUACUGCUUCACUGUUAGCUGCAAAAACAUUAAAACUUAUAUCAUUGAUCACAAA